CUUUCGCGACUCGGACGCGUUCGUAUGCAACACCGGUUUCCUCCAACGUGGGCUGUUCCUAUUAUUCUGAUUCGCCCAUCGGUGUUGGCUCCUGCUGCUCAUCUGUGACGAUUACUUUCUGAUAUUUGAUGCAUGACAGAUUUUUCUACCCCCAAAGUUUUUCCCGAGUGCCAUUGUAAUUUUUUUUAUCAUUUUUUUCAAUAGCUGGGAGUCCUGGGACACAGAUUUCUUCCAGUGAAGUUUUAGUUUUUUGACCGGAUGAGAAGCACAGCUUAUCCUAUGCUGUACAAGGCGGAAACACAUCAUUUUUUUUUCAAUUUAAAGAUUCCCAAGUGCUGGUCAUUGAAAGGAAUAAGUGGCGACUUUAUUUCUCCACGGUAUCGUUGUGCUAAACAUGCUCCCAGUAUUCCGAAUCGUAGAAACAGGCCCCCUUUUCAUUGCUCCACUCGACAUUUAUUGCAGUAUUCUUCAAGAAGCAUCGUUAAUAAGCUGCCGAAGGAAUAACUGGCAGCACGCAAAGCUAUCAUAAAAAACCCGUGCCAAAAAUGAGCCAUAUAAUAGGGCUAUAAACAUCUGAGAGCUUCACUUCCACUCACUGAAGCCCCUCCCGCGUUUGUCGGGAACUUUGCAGGUAUUGUAUAACGCUGAUUCAGUGGGAGAAAUAAAAGCAGAUUUGUGAGAUGGGGACCGGUAGCUCGAAAGCGGAUGUGAAUUCGACGCCGGUGGAAAAAAUAACGGAUCAUGAGAAAAGCAUCACGUGCAUGGCCUUGUCGGAAGACGAGUCCCUGCUCGUCACCGGCAGCGACGACGGCACGGCUCGGAUGUGGAGCUCGAAAACAAGCUCCACGGAAUGCUUAGGGAUUUUCAGGGGACACACUGAUUACAUAACUUGCAUCACAGUGUACGACACUUACGUGCUGACCGGAGGAGCUGAUGCGACAAUCAGGAAGUGGGACAUGACAACGUGCGAGUGUUUAGAUGUCUAUGGGGGCCACGAUAGUCGGAUUUUUCGGCUGCUCUGCAACGGGAAUUGGAUUUUCUCAUCUUCUUACGAUAGAACAUGUCGCGCUUGGCGAUUCGACACGUCAGACCUGGAUGACGAUGAGGACCCAUGCAUUCGAGUAUUUCGAGGACACGAAAAAGCAGUGCUGCCGCUCGUAUAUAUACCUGGCGUAGAGUUAACUGGAAUUGGAUACAGCCCAGACGAUAUAAAUCCCAGUGACUUGCUGCUGACGGGUUCUGCAGACGGAACAGCAAGGUCGUGGUCCGUUGAAACUGGUGGAUGCUUAAAGAUCUUCAAAGGACACCGUGGGCCGAUAUCUUGCAUGGCGACUGAUAUCGACGGAGAAGUACUCUUCACAGCAAGUAUGGAUAAGACCGUUCGAUCGUGGGACAUUGCCUCGGGAAGAUGCCUCAAGACUUUCGAGGGGCAUGAAAAUGGGAUUAUAAGCAUGUUUGUCGGAAAAACGAUGCUGUACACCGGGAGCGCUGACGGGACAGCAAAAUCUUGGGUCAUUGACUUUGGAGAAUGCACUCGAACUUACAAGGGUCAUCAGCAUUCAGUGACUUGCGUGCAAGUGUGUGGCGGCAUCCUUUUCACAGCAUCCGGCGACAUGUCGGUGCGAGCCUUCGAUGCGAAGGCCGGUUCAUUGCGGAAAACUUACGUAGGGCACGAAGCUGGCGUCAUGUCACUGGCUUACGUUGGUGGAUAUAUAUUUUCCGGAGGUUCUGAUGGUGUUUUGAUGAAAUGGGACGCCCAGGGACUCGUUGAGAACGAAACAAAGCCGGCGUUGAGUAGCGACAAACAAGCGCAGAAAGAGAAGCAGAAUUUGAGGAUGGCGCAGUUGGAAGCACAAUUGGAUGACUACGUUGAUCUUAAUCGUUCAUUCGGGAGCAAGGCGCUUAUGAGAAACUUACACAACGCAAAAAGUGGAACAGCUUGGGCGUGAUUUGCAACGCGAAUCGAAAAUUUGUCAAAAUUUUACAAAAUCGAGCGGCUUCAAGAGCAGUCUGCAUUUUCGAUCUGAUAGCCACGCUUACGCGAUUAUUGGCCAAAAUUUAGUCUGUGAAGAAUUCGACAAAAAUCUCAGAUACCUCAUUCACGUGGAGAUACUGAUGUACAUUAAAAGCAAAAAGUUCGAGUCAAAAACCGUAAGAUCGACAGAAUUGAAAUACAAUUUUUUUCGAGAUUUUUCUCGCGUGAUUUCCUCAUGCUUUUCAAUUUAUUUCUGUGAAAUAUAAAUUUUUGACCAAACCUGCCAGCAGACGAUCUUUGGACAAACUGAAAUUUCAAGGUAGGUCACAGACCACAUCAAAUACAUUUUUUGAUUGGUAAUAUCUUCCCCGCCAAAAUGUCAAAAUGUUGAAAUUUUUCGGUUUUUCCCUCAGAAGGGUGCCCGAAGUCUGGUUGACGAGGUUAUGAUCGAUUGCGGCCAAUAAUCGCGGAAAUAUACGGUGCAAAUUGAUGCAGAAUAUUGGGAAUUGAAGUUCGCUGGGACAUGUCGAUUGUCAGAGUUCAAAAUUGAGAUUUAAAAGUUCAACUGCGUAUUUUUUUUAAUGGCGAUUGAUGAAUACGAAAGACUUUGGAAAUGUGUGUUUAUGCCAGAAAAUCCGUGCUUUGCGAUACAAGUGCACGAAAAAUGAAGCGCUAAAUCUGCACAAUUUUUGUUUCUGUG
This is a messenger RNA of Notodromas monacha, 2675 nucleotides long. Lineage: Eukaryota; Metazoa; Arthropoda; Ostracoda; Podocopida; Cyprididae. The record is from the annotation of a GenBank genome assembly.